UACCAAAACAAGCUGUGUGAAUCUAGUGACACCGCUAAUGAAGAGCUGGGAGGAGGGAAGAAGUCUAACCAGUCUGAAAGUCUGCAGAGGAAAGCGGAUGGACCAACAAACACGAACAUAAGCAAACAACAGAGACACUGCUGGGGCGUCAGGCCUACUGUUAGAGGUGGUUGACAAUGGACCUCAACAGUGAGACCAAGAGGAUGACCUCUUACCUCCCGGGUAACCCCAAUGAGACCCAGAAACUGGCCCCACCCAGACCCUCAGGCUGCAGCUGGCUGGUGGUGGUAGCGGCUGUAGCGGCCUCUCUGAGCGGGCUGAUGCUGGGCUAUGAAAUGGGCCUGACCUCUGGAGUCCUGCUACAGCUGCGGGGUCUCCUCUCCCUCUCCUGCCGGGAACAGGAACUGCUGGUCAGCUCCCACCUGCUCGGCGCCCUCCUCAUGUGCUUGGCCGGCGGCCCCAUUCUGGAUCGCUACGGCCGCCGCUGCUCUUUGCUCCUGAGCGCCGCCCUGGUGGUUGGCGGGAGCGUCGUGCUCAUCGCAGUCAACUCACUUAUUGCACUUACACUGGGCCGGGUGAUAGUCGGCAUGGGAACGGCGCUGUCAGGGACAGGAGCAUGUCUGUACAUUGCAGAGAUCUCACCAAGGGAGAGGAGGGGUCAGCUGGUGACGCUGUACGAGCUGAUGCUGGUUGUGGGUGUAAUGCUGGGAUUCAGCUGUAGUUACGCCUUUGCUACUCUGCCCCAUGGCUGGGCGUAUACAUUUGGACUUGUAAUCCCCCCGGCGCUGCUGCAGAUCAGUGUACUCCUGUUCCUCCCACCCAGUCCGCGCUUCCUGGUCACUCAGGGUAAAGUAGAGAAGGCCAGGAUAGUGCUCGCCACAAUGAGAGGGGGGGAUCAGGAGCAUGUGGAAAAGGAGCUCAGAGACAUCCAGGCAGGACUGAAAGAGGAAUCAGAGCACAGUUUCUGGGAGUUGUUCAGCACCAAAGCCAACUUGCGUUCACGGCUGCUAACAGGUGUGGCCUUAGUCUUCCUUCAGCAGGCUACCGGUCAGCCGAACAUCCUCUCCUAUGCGUCACCGCUUCUCCGCAGUGUAGGCUUUAACAGUGACGCGGCAGCAACCUUGGCCUCUACUGGGUUCGGAGUGGUCAAAGUAGUUGGCACCAUCCCGGCCGUGUUGCUGGUUGACCGCGUGGGACCCAAGAGCUUUUUGUGCGUUGGUGCUGUCGCAAUGGGAAUGUCGCUAGUAGUACUUGGUACACUGACACUGCAAAACCACACUCACCUCACCAGCCUGUGUAAAAGUGACUCUAUAUUAAACCACACAGAGACGCCGUGGGAUUUAAACAGAACCUCUAUAGACUUGGACGACAGUGACAUUUUUUCUACUGACCUCCCCAGCCAAUGGGGCAGUGAGGAGGCACAGCGGACUUACAGAGAGGAUGAUUGGACUGGGGAGUCAGGAGGAGGAAGGACUAAUGGAAAAGUGUCUUCCGUACUGAAGUGGGCAUCAUUGAUCAGCUUGCUGGUUUAUGUGGCAGCCUUCUCAAUCAGCCUUGGGCCAAUGGUGUAUGUGGUUCUCAGUGAGAUCUUUCCAAUGGGGGUCAGAGGCAGAGCUGUAUCUGUGGUGUCGGCUGUAAACUGGGCCACUAACCUGCUCAUCUCCAUGACCUUCCUCACAACUACAGAAAAGAUUGGCGUACCCAAUGUGAUGUUCCUCUACGCUGCCAUGAGCUUUGUCCUACUGGUGUUUGUCAUCCUCUGUGUCCCCGAGACAAAAGGUCGCACGCUGGAGGAGAUAUCAAAGGAGCUGGCGAAGAAGAAGCAUUUUGAGGUGAGGCUCUGCAGGCAGGUUCAGCCUCAGGAGAGUCUGAUCAGCAGCACGUCCGCAGGACUUCCAGCAAACGUCUGACCUAUUUUAUUUUUAUUUUUUUUGACACAUCACAACCAUUCACCUCACCUGAAAGAGAGUCGAGAGCGAGGAUCAGGAAGGACAAUGUAUUAGCACUGUUAAGAAUUUGGGGUACAACUCCACAUGUGUACAUCCCUGCAGCUCAAGCUGAUUGCUGUUAUGGUGUCUGUGUCAUUUAGUUCCUUCAAGCUACAUACUGAAUGUAAAGGAACAAAUCAUCAGGAUAGGAACGGUGGCAAUUACAUACGCAGGAAAGAAUUAAAUAAUGGAAGUAUUUGUGAAUUUGCUCAAAUUAGGAUAUCUCAGGGUUCACUCUUGCUUAUUAAAAAGACGGUAAAGAAAAGUAAAAAAUGGGGAUUGAAUGUCAUUAUAUGAAAUAUAUAUUAUUUAUUUAAUUCCUUCCUUUCUUUACCUCCUCCGUCGUUACAGCUCCAGUAAUGCAGGAAGAGACAUUUCCCUUAACUCCAGGAUACAGCUGACUUUUUUUUUUCAUUCAUUUUGACCUGACAUUAUGAAUCUAAGAUGUACCAAAUAAUCAGACACUAAUCACGUCAAAUGUCUGUGUAUGUAACAUUCUUUGGAUUGCAAAUUAAUUCCUUAAACAUGACAUUUA
Messenger RNA from Epinephelus moara (kelp grouper), 2523 nucleotides. RefSeq names its product solute carrier family 2 member 12 (gene slc2a12). Gene Ontology annotation, biological process: transmembrane transport. The transcript has 6 exons. Gene Ontology annotation, cellular component: membrane. The record is from RefSeq and is a predicted model, not a curated record. Gene Ontology annotation, molecular function: transmembrane transporter activity. NCBI's taxonomy places the organism in Eukaryota, Metazoa, Chordata, Actinopteri, Perciformes, Serranidae. The coding region runs from base 177 to 1910 and encodes 577 amino acids.